Molecule: messenger RNA, 561 nt
Organism: Cylicostephanus goldi
Lineage: Eukaryota; Metazoa; Nematoda; Chromadorea; Rhabditida; Strongylidae
Source: the annotation of a GenBank genome assembly
AUGAUCCCACUUGCUUCGUCUGGUUCUGGCGCAGCAGACUAUCGUGCAGAAAGGGAAUCUAUCACCCAGAUACGAUUAUCUGAAAAUCGAGAAAUUGGGGUCCUCAAUGACAGACAUGCUGACUACAUCUCUGAGGUUCGUUUCCUUCAAGCAGUUCAACGCAAGCUCAGAUUGCGUUUGGAGCAAUGGAUGAAAGCUGGAAAACCGAGAAAGAGGGAAGACAUGACUGAGAUAUGCCUAGCUAAAGGACGUGGGAAAGUAAUCCAAGAAGAAUGUGCCAGGCUUCGAAAGGAAAAUCAAAAAAUCAUGGAUGAUAUUGCAUCGCAGAGACAGAUCUUUGACAGAGAAACGCAAGAACGCUACAGCUAUGAACGUCGUGCUGUACCAUUGCUCCAGGAAUGCGAAGAGCUACUGAAAUCCUACAAAGGGGUCCAAGUACCCGUACCCCGCUACUCAACUGAGGACAUUGAACGAGACAGGAAGCAAUUCCGUGCUGAGGUUGAGGCCUCAAUGGGUGACAUUCGUAGGCAAUACGAAAUUGUGAGUGAAUUUGAAAUUUAA